Molecule: messenger RNA, 3636 nt
Organism: Aspergillus ochraceoroseus IBT 24754
Lineage: Eukaryota; Fungi; Ascomycota; Eurotiomycetes; Eurotiales; Aspergillaceae
Product: putative UDP-galactose transporter
Exons: 10
Coding region: 1-3636 (1211 amino acids)
Biological process (GO): pyrimidine nucleotide-sugar transmembrane transport
Cellular component (GO): Golgi membrane
Molecular function (GO): UDP-galactose transmembrane transporter activity
Source: RefSeq, a predicted model, not a curated record
AUGUCUUUCCAUAUACCACUCAGGACAUCGAGCAUGAAUGCUCCCACAAGCGACAUGCUUUCCGCCAGAAAUGAUCAGGGGGACAUGAGGUCGAGGAGAAUGAGCAAGGCCCAGAAAAUCCUGGGAACGACAAGCAUUGCUCUAGAUAAUGAAUAUCAUAGGCCACCCGAUAAGCGAACAAGCAGACGACCAAGCUUCCUGAAUGCUCCCGAAAUCACACCCAAAAGCUUUGACACAGAAAACAUCCUGCCUCUACCACACCUGCGGGAGUAUCGCGCGACAAAUGACCCUCCCCCCGCUCUCCAACACUCAAAGAAACUCCAUCAGUCUGGCUCAUCAUCAGCCUUAGAAUUGCCGGCAGACUUGAACCCAAGCUUUGGCACAACUAUGGAUAUCAUUGGACAGCACUCGAAUGACAAAACGAGCCCAUCAUUCGAACGACCAAAAGGCUCUACGAAGGACUCGAGACGAAAGAGUCGCCCUCCAAGAAUCGAUCUUUCUUUACUCUUCCCCAAACCACAAUCAGCCACCCCACCUCUUCUUUCACCUACACGCCUGAUGUCGUCUCCCUCUCCAAUUUCGGUAACCUCGGAACAUUCUACAGCAAAGGCAGCUAAACAGGGAAACCGUUCACCUGGAAGGAAGCUUACAAAGGUACCGCCGCUGCCAAGAGUCUCUACUCGCCUGGAGAACAGCCACCAGACCAUUAAUGGGGUGCUCAAUUCUCCUGGAUCGCCCGUUACGAAGAGCCCGCAGUGGGUAGAACCUUCGACGGAAAGAAUAGUGCAAACUAGCGAGAUGGACCUGGCUUUGGAGAAGAAACAUGAUACCCAGCUGACUCCCCGUUCAAAUGACCGUGUUCGAUAUAGCCUGCUAAACUUUAGCUCCCGGAGCAGGGAGCAACUUCGACAAGGCGACUCCAAGUCUACUGAAUCAGCCCCCCUGUCUGGCAAAUCAACGGUCUCUUCACAAACAACAGUUCGUAAUAUGCCUUCACACCACACCGUCGGUGACCGGGGUAAAGAAACCUACUUGUCUGCAAAGGCAUCUUCUGGGCCCAAACCGCAGGCAAUGGCAAGCCUACCUCCAUCAUCCCAGUCUAACUUGCGUGCCAAUGCUCGUAAGAGCCCGAUGGUGUCUAAGAAGAGUAGUAAAAGUGCAUUGAAAACCUCGGAUCUCAAUAAAUCCAGUGUCCUAUGUCUUUCGUCUUCUGAGGACGAGGACGAGGAGGAAGACUUGUUCAAACCUGCAGAAAAGGUUCGCCGGGCCCAGCGAGACAGCGUGGCUACAUACGGGGAAUCCGAUGCCGAGAUUUGCACAGCUGCAGCUGCUCAGGCUACUAAGGGCACGUUAAGGAGUGUUGAGCGUCCUCCAUCAUCAAGCACCCGAAGCUCACGCCCUAUUCCGAGAACAGCCAAGGUCCGACGUGAGCCUUCUGCUGCUACUACUGCUAGUACUACCGCAAAGCCAUCAUCUUUAAAUAGCCAGUCUCGCCGCUCCAGCGGCGUCCCAACUAUAUUAGAGCCUGACUUUUUUCACAAUGACCCUAUCUUCCGCCAGAUGAGAAAUUCUACCAUCUCUCAAAAUACGCCAUCUCAAAGCAUCGUGUCUCACAAAGAGAUCAAUAGGAGGAGCCGACUCGUUGCGGUCACUCGGCAAGAAGAGCAUUUGCUCGAGGCAGUGAGACAGCGGAAAGGCAAAAUUACUCCAAGCCUCUUCCAAGAAGCUCUGGAACCUGAUCGUCAUUCCGUAAUUUCUGGCCCAUCUCGCGAUUCGUUCUAUUGCUCCGACACGUCAUUCUUGCGUUUAAGCCCUGGAUUUCCUCCUCCAGGUACGGCACGCACACCGCAUGGUGCGAGUUCUGACUCCGAACACAAGACCACAAACUCUGGUGCGUCGCCCCGUGUGAGUUUAGCGUACUCUGAAAGCCUCCCUUCUCCCGCGACCAGCGGGACAUCUCCUUUGACCCCGACCCUUCCUAUUCACCGCUUCUCACCUUUACCAUCACAAAAGCCCCCGCCGCGCCAACCGCCACCCCCAGUUCCCGAAGUUCGAAGACAGCAUUCGAGAAGGCGGACUGACAGCAGCGAGGCAAUUGUGCUUAGCAGCCCUACUGAAACCUCGAAAGGAAGCAACGAUUUUCCGAUUUGGGCUUUGGGCUGGAAUAACGAUAGGUGCCUCCAUCAGAUCACUAGCUUCGUUGGCUUGGGUGGAUACGAUCCCUGGCCCAGGUUACCUGGGCGGCUGGGCCAGCUAUCAAUCACCAUGGGGGAAACAGUCCAACGACAGCCUGCGGGGCGCGUGGCGGUUUGGAGGAGUUCUUCUUGGAUUCUGUUGACUGCGCAGUAUACCACAUUCGUCCUUCUAGCGCAUUACUCCAGGAUUAUGCCACCCACUGGUGGCAAGCGAUAUCUAACAUCAACCGCCGUCUUUUUUAGCGAAGUUAUCAAACUCGCUGUAUCCUUGACAGUUGCACUAUAUGAAGUCUCAAAAACAGCCCCUCCGUCUGUGCCUGCGACCUCCCUUCUUUUAUCUCUCACAGCAGCUGUCUUUUCCGGUGACAGUUGGAAGCUUGCGAUACCGGCCGGUCUUUAUACCCUGGCGAAUUCGCUUCAAUAUAUUGCACUUUCCAAUCUACAAGCUGCGACGUUUCAAGUAUCAUACCAGCUGCAGCUUAUUGUGAGCUCGAUAUUCGGUCUGGUGCUGUUGAAGAGAACUAUUUCCCCACGCAAAUGGGCCUUGAUGCUUCUACUCCUGCUGGGGGUGGGCCUGGCCCAGAUUCCCAACGGUAGCCUAGAUGAGAAUGCAUUGGAGCAUGCAGCUUCGCACUUUGAUUUCCCACGCUCGCUGGAAGAGUGGAAGUCGGUGAAGCUAAAUGGCGGGAACCUGCAUAAACGUUCCGCGACCUAUGAGGGAAUCCAGGAGGAUCUGCUGACUGCGACCCCGCAAUUGAAUGCGGCGGUUGGCCUUUUGGCCGCCAUUGCUGCUUGUGGAGCCUCUGGCGUUGCCGGUGUAUAUUUUGAGAAGGUGCUCAAGGAUAGCGUAAAGGCAACUUCACUUUGGAUCCGGAAUGUGCAACUCGCUAUCUACUCGAUCUUCCCUGCGUUAUUCAUUGGCGUUGUAUUCCUGGAUGGGGAGAAGAUUGCAACCGGUGGACUUUUCGAUGGCUACAACUGGGUUGUUUGGUCUACGAUCCUGGUGCAAGCUGUUGGAGGGAUUACUGCAUCUUUCUGCACUGGGUGUGCUUAUGCAGAUAGCACGAAUGUUGCCUCGGCCACAAGUAUUGUCGUCACAACAGUGGCUAGUGUUUGGCUCUUCGAGUUUGAACCCACUCUCUCAUUUCUCAUUGGCACCUUUGCGGUGUUGGUGGCUACCUACCUCAGUGAUAACCCUAACUCAGGGUCUGUUCAGGUUAAGCGACAGGUCCUUCGUCCACCACCAAUUCGUAUCGAGCGCUUUGAUAAAGAUAGCAAGAGUGCUGAAGCCUCGCCUUCAUCCUCGCCUAACGAGAUUUCUAUCAAGCUCCCAAGUACCCCUUUCUUGUCGGAUGCAGGCAUCUCAACGUCAAGGCCUACCUCGCCAGGCCAUGCAAGAAUCGGUAACUCGCGAACCGGGGGGGGUGGGUUCUUCAAAUGA